UGGUAGUAGAAGCAUAACUUUCUAAGGUUGCGUUUCAUGCGUGUGAAGAUCGUGGUUUUGAAGUAGAAAGAACCAGUCGGAGCUAUAUACAAUGGAUCAGUGCACCAGGAAUGCCUUCGCUGAAGAAAGAUCGACUGUGAACAAGGCUCAGAAAAGGAAAAGAACUGGCAAAAAACAAGCAAACAUGAGAAGAUUAAAAGCAAAGAUGGCAGAGAUUGGUGAACAACAAAAACGUAUUAAAAGGGGGCAAAUGGAAAUCAGAGAGAAGUUUGAAGAGAUUGAAUUUGAAUGCGAUCAACUGAGAAAAGAAACGUUGCUUAUAUCACAACAGGCUGCGUGCAAUCAACAACGCCUGAAUCUAAUGCUCAAGAUCGUGAAAGCACGAGAAGACAAUAAUUUGUCUGAAGCUGACAGGCUUAUUCAAUGUCUUCGAGAAGGCAUGAUGAAGCAAACAUGGAAAAAAUUAUGAAUAUGUUCAGAUGCAAGGAAUGAAUCAAUGAGAAGAACAAAUAAUAAAGGUCCCGGCCGUCCAUUUCAGUACUGGAGUAUUAAAAAUGGCUUGUGUUCUAGCUAUACAUCAAUGGCAACAGCAGACUUUUGUUAAAAAAAAAAAUUAAAUAAAUAAAUUUUCGACUUCCAUGGUUGAGUGUCAUUGAGUAGUACCCUACUGUCGAGGUGAGGCAGCUAGCAUUAUAGAAUCGCCCCUUUUAAGUCUCUGUAACCAGUUUAAGCGUGUUAGGUUUGAAAAAAAUAAUUUAAUAAAAAUUAUUUUUGAUUGA
Molecule: messenger RNA, 779 nt
Organism: Populus trichocarpa (black cottonwood)
Lineage: Eukaryota; Viridiplantae; Streptophyta; Magnoliopsida; Malpighiales; Salicaceae
Exons: 3
Coding region: 92-469 (125 amino acids)
Source: RefSeq, a predicted model, not a curated record